AUGAGCAAAAGAACCACUGGGUUUGUCAAUUCCUGCGAAAGGAUCAGACCUGAGAGGUCAAGGAAUCCUUGCUUGCAACGACUAAUGUGGACUUCUACAAAGUCCACUAGUGAUAUCCAGAAAUCUAGGUACUGGGGGUACGACAGUUCAGUGACUGCUGAUGAUCUUCAGGUGACUAAUCCAAGGGUAGCUCUGAGAAGUUCCCAACAAUCAGCAGCAGUGGUGCAGACAAAUUCACCUGGACCAUCUUCUUCUUCUGCACCAACAGAUUCUGUUCUACAGAAGAAUCGGUUUGCGAGAUUGCCAAGCAGACCUACGAUAAAUAUCCAAGCUGGUGAAACUGAAAAUAAGCCAGUAGAUGAUGUUCCUGUUCAACAGCACAGUAAUAGUCGGCUGAAGAAAUUAGGAGAACAUCUUACUGUAAAAAUACCUCCUCCAGAAAAACAUUCUAAGGAAGAAUAUCCAGCGUUGAGGAGUAGCAGUAGUCCGAUUAAUAAUUUUGGGGAGCGUCUUAGUUUGAAGAAAUCCAAUUCUGCUACUUUUAAUAAUGAAGAAUAUCCUGCACUCCGUAGCAGCAAAAGCACCCUGCAAAGUCUCUCCCCCCCGCCAAUGGAGCGUUCCACCAGUCUGCGAAUCCCCAAACCCAAAAACCCCCACUUCAUCCGCGGAGGAAGCGUCGGCUCAAACCUCAGCCCCAGAUCCAGCCCAGGAACUUCAUGGUCUUCAUUGACCAGCUCUUCAGGCCGCGGAAGAAGUCCAAGUCUAAGCCCAAGCCCCAGCGGUUCCUUCAGUUCCAUGAGUUCCAGCUUGUCCAGUCCAGGUCUAGGCCGAACCAGAAAGCUAAGUGAUAUUCCUCUGGUACCAGCUGCAUCAGUCACCGUCAAUGACCAGACCUGCAAAGAAGACAGCUCUCCAGCAGAGCAAUGCUUCAAUUUCUUCACCUUCAGCAUCUUCUGGCCCCCGGCUUUGGGCUUCGAGUACCUGUCCAAGAACAAGCCAGUUAAUGAUAACAUAAACUUGCUAAAGUGGUCGAUCCACGGAUUGUGGCCCAGUUCUUACACCGGAGCUGUUCCCGAAAAUUGCAAGAAGCGGACGUCUGUCUCCUUCAACCGGCACCGGUUCCAGCUAGAAAAAGGACUCAAGACCAGUUUGGAGACCAAGUGGUUCAAUAUUUGUCUUUAUAAGCAGCAUGGCUGUUCUAUGACCAGUUUCUGGGACCGUGAGUUCUCUAAACAUGGUGCCUGUGCUUCGCGCUCUAGUCUCAUUUCUUCCGAUCACCUAUUGCUAAGAUUGUACGAAGGGCGUCAGUACCGCGAGGCAGCAAAUUUAGUAGGAAAACUGCCGCGAUGCACUUUAGCGUUGACACUAACGGACUUUCCCGUGGACUUGGUGAUCGAAACACUUCCUCGAAGUUUGUCACUUCUUGAAGCUUUGUAUUCCCGGCUGCCAGAACUUUGUUUCAGUAAGACCAAUAGCAACACCAACAACAAGAACAAGAACAAUAACAGUAUCAGUAAUAACAGCAAGAACAGUAGUGUAGGCGAAAACAGAAUCAAAGAGGUAGAACAAGAUGAAUUGUCAAGGGCGCUAAGGGUGGAACAGCUUCUCUGGAAAGUGGUUCAUCUUAUUUCCGUCUGUCAGGAUCAACAGAGCAUUAGAAUUUGGGCUAAGCUCCUGACGUACAUCGCCCGGGUCUCACCCAACAGCCUCGAGCUAAUAGUUAACCGAAAGAAAGCUCUAGACGAGACUAUCGAAGGGCUGGGGAAGCAUGGGCCGAUACCCUGCCAAAUUACCAGCGAAGAUAAACGGUUUGGACACCACCAGGAUACCAAACUUUUACCGCUAACAGCUAAAUUGAAAGAUGAACUCGAAACGAGGAUUGACGCCUACAAACUUGCACUGCAUAAGAUUGAUAACUUUGGUAAAGACGCUUCUAGGAGAUCUAAAGGCGAUCCCCAUGGACUGAAAUCGUCGUCACACCAGCGACUGCUGUCAUUGAAAUACAGCGAGGUCCAACAGCGGCUCAUCGAUAAUCAAAGUCUUCUGAAUACCCUGGAGAAGGCCAGCGGGCGAAACUUGGCGGAGCUUUCAGCGGAGCUUGCGGGCAGAGUUGAGCAGGACAAAGAAGCUCUGCGCCAGUGGACAUCUCUGAGGAAAUUCACGGGGGAAAACUCGACAAAGGAGCCAUCUUUAGCGGCAAGACUUCUGCAAUUCUCUCGUGCUUGCGGGAUCGUGGUUGACCUCAUGCGGAGAGCUCCCAUUGGAAACUGGUCUAGUGAGCUUUUUCUGGAGGAGGAAAAGUACGAGGUCACUGAGUCUAGCAGCGCGGGGUAUCACACUGAUGACAGCUGCAGUCCGGAGCCUAAUUGUCCGUAUUACGCGAGCUUGCAGUCGGAAUACGAAAGCAAAGCUUUUACGACACGACAGUUGACGGACAAAUACGCGGGCUUGUAUGCGCAAGCACACUUUCAAACCCUCGACGCCCUGGAUGCUCUCGAGCCGCUGAAGGAAGCUCCAGAUCUCAAGGCCAAGAUUCUCUUCUCUGUUGUCGUUCUUUCCUGGCGAAUCGCUGACAGCAUCCAAUCGGCCCGCAAACUCGAAGCAGUGGAAAUCCUAUCGGGAGCUGAGUCAUCAAUUCCGGAGCUUAAGUUGUCACUGGACAUUGAAGCUUGCAUGCGUCGGCAGCUUGCGACCUUCGGGUACUCAACAGGUACGAGGGAGGUCGCUUCGCGGGUGAUGGACCAGCUCAAAAGGACCCUCUACGACUACCCUUGCAUCGAAAGCUGCCCGGAGCUUGUGACCUACACCCUCGAAAGCGGCCAUCUUGCCUGGGCCUGUCUUUCCCACGAAACUCCUCUGAUCCUCGACACCGUGGAGCCCAGGGGGAGAUUCGAGCCCGUUUUCGAUCGCGAGUUACACUCGAGGCAUCACGGUUCCCCGAAUCCCAAGGGGGCCAGGAUCUCCGGGGUAGUUUGGCCCGGGCUCAGGAUCAAGAGUUUGCAAGGACCUUGUCUUUACCGAGCGGUUGUUCUUACCUCGUGA
Messenger RNA from Cotesia congregata, 3042 nucleotides. The record is from the annotation of a GenBank genome assembly. NCBI's taxonomy places the organism in Eukaryota, Metazoa, Arthropoda, Insecta, Hymenoptera, Braconidae.